Pieris rapae (cabbage white) is the source of this 2366-nucleotide messenger RNA. RefSeq names its product von Willebrand factor D and EGF domain-containing protein-like. The transcript has 4 exons. Bases 54 to 1469 code for a protein of 471 amino acids. Lineage: Eukaryota; Metazoa; Arthropoda; Insecta; Lepidoptera; Pieridae. The record is from RefSeq and is a predicted model, not a curated record.
CGUAAGGGUUGCCAGUUGGAAUUGAGCUGUGUUCGACGGCGAUCGUGCUACAGAUGCGAUAUCUUAUCAGUAUGGAAAUACUGUGGUUGUUUGUUGGGUUGAUAUUUCAAUUUACGGCGAGUGGUUUGAAACUUGGUGACCCAAAUGUGUGCCAGUAUGGGAAAAGACGUAUAUCAGUAUGUUGCUUAGGAUAUAAAUAUGAUAGUAGCAGUAAUUCCUGCCGUGCAAAAUGCGAUAAAGGCUGUAACAAUGGAACGUGUGUCACACCAAACAACUGCGUCUGCCCGCCACCUUUAGUCCUUCUCAAUGGGAAAGAAUGCGUUAGUCCUAUUUGCGACCAACCCUGUACCCAUGGACAAUGUACUGCACGGAAUGUCUGUACUUGCGACAUUGGGUAUGCUCCCGUCGAUCAGUUUACAUGCAAACCAGUUUGUGACCCAGCUUGUGAAAAUGGAAGAUGUGUCGCUCCAAAUACAUGCACCUGUUCCGUCGGUUACACAUUAAUCAACAAAACUUGCCAACCUGUAUGUGACGAAUGUGAUAAUGGCGAAUGUGUCGCUCCAAACCUUUGUAAAUGUAAUCCAGGAUAUACGAAACAAAACAGCAUCUGCCUGCCUGAUUGCCAGCGUCCUUGCGUAAAUGGAUUUUGCUCUGGACCUGAUAGGUGCACCUGUACUGCCGGCUUUGCUGUUGAUCCAGUGGAUAGAUUUAAUUGCCAGCCCAUCUGCGAAACACCGUGCAUCAACGCUUCCUGCGUUUCUCCCGGCACGUGUUCUUGUAUCUUUGGAUAUUUGCCGCUUAAUGAUACUAUCUGUACACCAAAAUGUGACGACUGUAUACACGGAGAUUGCGUAGCUCCAAACGAAUGUAGAUGUCAUAUAGGCUAUGUUUUAGAGAGCGGUAAGUGUGUGCCGAAAUGUGACGGUUGUAGUAAUGGCCGUUGCACAGCUCCGAACACCUGUGUUUGCGAUGAAGGAUACAGCCCUUCAUAUGGCACGUGCAAGCCAGUAUGCAAUCCGGAAUGUGUUAAUGCAAUGUGUGUUGGACCAAAUCAAUGCAGGUGUUUUGAAGGUUUCCGAAGGAGCAAUAGUUCAACUUGUAAAAGUCACUGUGAUAACUGUGAAAAUGGAAAAUGCUUGGAAGGGAGUUAUUGCUUUUGCAACGAGGGUUACAGUUUGGUGAAUGGGGUCUGCACUCCAAGCUGUUCUUUGCCUUGCGUAAAUGCAAGAUGUGCGGCACCAAAUACAUGCGAAUGUCUGGAAGGCUUUAAACGAAAUGAGACUUCACCUAAUAGCUGUUUCAAAGCCUGCAUCUGUGAUAACGGGAGAUGUAUAGACAAUAAAUGUAUUUGUGAUGAGGGCUACGAGAUGUCGGAUGGCAAUUGGACUGAGCUAAGGCCAGUGGAAUGUAAAACUUGCGAGGGAGAGUGUUCAGAUGACAUAUGUUACACAAGCCAUGUUACCAAUUAGAAGAACCAGCUGAAGUUGGAACGCCUACAAAGAAAGCUGUAACUAAAGAAAAAGAAACAAAUGUACUGGCAAUCCUCAUAUUAACGAGAACUGGAAAAUUAAGAAAAACUCUUCUCCAAUAUUUCUCUAUUAUUGGAAUAUAAGUAUCGUUCAGUUUUGUAUAAAAAUCUAUUGUUCUACUUUACGGUAGGAUCGAUUGAUUAAACGGUUUUAAUAUAAUUCUGUAAAACCGUAAUAACUACUAGACGUUACGAAAAACUGUUGUAAUAAGGUUUUAGAACUUAAAAUUGAUUAAAUUUUUUUUAAAACAACCAAGGAGCCUUUCUAAUACGUUCAAAAAUAAAUUAUUAAAUUUUAAUGUGACAGCACUUAACUGCUUUCAAAAAAAGCGCGUCAGAAGUUAUACAUCUUUGCCAUGACAAGUUACUACGCUCAUGUGUGAGAAGUACAAAUCAAGUACAAACAAAAAUUUCCGCCAAAUAAAGUUACCCAGGACGUUUUUCAGUCCUUAUUUCUAUCGUUCCUUUUGUGGACUUAAGUGUCAUAUUUCAUAACGAUAGUUGUAAUAAAUACGUUGAUCCUAACCUAAUUUCGGAUACAGUUAACGAAUAAUAUCAUAUUUGGGCCAUACGAUGCACAGGGCGAUUAGAACUUGAAGAAAAUGAUCAUGGCCUUUCACCAACCAGGUGAACCGAUCUUGUGACAGCCUAAUUGUCCUCAAAACUAAGCAUUGUUAAGAAAUAUGAUUUGCGCUGGAGAGAAACCAGAUGGAAGCAGAUUGCUUUCUUCCUCACCACGAUUAGCAGACAUGAGCUACCGGCAGAAGAUCUUCGUCAUAAUAAAUUAAUCUUGCAGAAAGAGACAAACUGCCAGUAGAAGGAUGACUUUUAUUUUUAA